Molecule: messenger RNA, 1796 nt
Organism: Telopea speciosissima
Lineage: Eukaryota; Viridiplantae; Streptophyta; Magnoliopsida; Proteales; Proteaceae
Product: probable polygalacturonase
Exons: 6
Coding region: 80-1480 (466 amino acids)
Biological process (GO): carbohydrate metabolic process
Molecular function (GO): polygalacturonase activity
Source: RefSeq, a predicted model, not a curated record
GUAACUAGGGGGAGAGUGGUUGUUGGUUAAGGCGGAAACUUGGGGUCUUGUGCCAAGGCGAAGAGCUGAUCCCAGUCAUAUGAGGAGAUUUUAUACUCUGAUGGAAGUGCUUCUGGUACUUGCAUCGAUUGGCGAAGCUCCAUGGGCUGUCAUGGGCAGCUCACAUUGCAAGCAAACAAGCUCAGGGAAAGUUCGACCCCAUAGUGUCACCAUAACUGAAUUUGGAGCUAUUGGAGAUGGGAUCACCCUCAACACGAAAGCAUUUCAGAAUGCCAUGUUCUAUCUCAACUCAUUUGCUGACAAGGGUGGGGCCCAGCUUUUUGUCCCGGCCGGCCGAUGGUUGACUGGAAGCUUUAUUCUCAUCAGUCAUCUAACUUUAUCAUUACAUAAGGAUGCUGUAAUUCUUGGAUCAAUGCAUUCUUAUGAUUGGCCAGUUGUUGAUCCUCUUCCUUCAUAUGGUCGAGGUAGGGAAUUGCCUGGUGGAAGGCAUCGAAGCCUCAUUUAUGGAUGUAAUCUCACAGAUGUUGUUAUAACAGGUGAUAAUGGAACCAUUGAUGGUCAAGGAAGUGUCUGGUGGAACUGGUUUAAUAAUGGAACCCUGAACUACACUCGGCCCCAUCUAAUUGAGUUAAUGAAUACGACUGGCGUGGUCAUCUCAAACUUGACCUUCUUGAACUCACCAUUUUGGACCAUCCACCCUGUAUAUUGCAGCCAAGUUCUUGUCCAGAAUGUCACUAUCAUAGCUCCUCUUGAUUCACCAAACACAGACGGGGUUGAUCCAGACUCAUCUAAUGAUGUCUGCAUUGAAGACUGCUACAUCAGCACGGGUGAUGAUCUGAUCUCCAUAAAAAGUGGGUGGGAUGAGUAUGGCAUUUCAUUUGCUCGACCCAGUUCAAACAUUAUCAUCAAAAACAUUGCUGGAGAAAGCUUAUCAAGCUCUGGAGUUGCAAUUGGAAGUGAAAUGUCAGGUGGCAUAUCAGAAGUUUAUGCAGUGGGCCUUCACUUCUUCAAUUCGAACACUGGCAUUAGAAUAAAGACAUCUCCAGGACGGGGUGGUUUUGUAAGGAACAUCUAUUUUUCAGACAUAACAUUGACCAAUGUAAAGAGAGCGAUCAGGUUCACAGGCCAGUAUGGUGAGCACCCAGAUGAGUUUUAUGAUCCAAAUGCUCUCCCUAUCAUAGAAAAUAUUACCAUCAAAGAUAUCAGAGGAGAAAACAUCAGAACUGCAGGCCUUCUAGAAGGCAUAGAAGGGGAUAAUUUCUUCAACAUUUGCCUAUCCAACAUCACACUCAACGUAACCACAACAACCCCAUGGAACUGUUCAUAUGUUCAAGGCUUUUCUGACAUGGUUUCUCCCGAGACUUGUGAACCUCUCAGGGAGAAAAUCACUCCUGGACAUUCAACAGCUUGUUACCACCUUUCCAACCAUUUGCGAUGCCCAAGUGGUAGAAACAAACCCACUUGGUUGCUACGACGGUGAGUUUCUACAGAAACAUAACCUGCAGUACAAUUGUGACAAUAACCAUUUUUUUCUUUUUGAUUUUUUGUGUUCCCAUUUGAGCUUUGUGAUUUUUUUUCCAAAGGAAAAGAAAAGGAAAAGAAGAAGAUUCUUGCCAUGUUCCCAACAUGAUACAUGACUGCUUAGUGUCUUGGACAGGGAAAUAGUUACCUGACAUGAAAGUUCCUGCUUGUAAUGGUAUGUUGAUUUGCAAGUCUCGAUUGAUGAUUUGUUUAUUUGUUUUUGUAACUUUGUGUGUAUUGACAAAUAAUUGAGUGAUUCAUCAUAGAUCAAAAUA